Arachis duranensis is the source of this 2180-nucleotide messenger RNA. RefSeq lists its product as uncharacterized. The record is from RefSeq and is a predicted model, not a curated record. The transcript has a single exon. Gene Ontology annotation, molecular function: protein binding. Bases 181 to 1839 code for a protein of 552 amino acids. NCBI's taxonomy places the organism in Eukaryota, Viridiplantae, Streptophyta, Magnoliopsida, Fabales, Fabaceae.
UGUAGCACGCACCGUGGUUGCGUGUGGUUAAUUUACGUCGUCAACCAUUUUCAGUACUACUAACUUCCCCUUCUUUCUUCGUUCUUUCUUCCUUUCUUUCUCUGAAGCCUUAAAGCUAAGCACUUUUCGCUCUCUCUCUCUCUCUCUCUCUCUCUCUCUCUCUAACAAUCUGUGUUAAGCAUGAAAGUAACAGAAUCCGAAGCGGAGGCGGAGGGGGUGACUGUAAGGGAGUGCAUUGAAGUGAUGUCAAGCCUCCUGAGCGAAAUCCCAUCCAUGGAGAGCUUCAAGGGAAAGUGGUCACUCAUCGGAGCCACACUGACACACCUCCAAACCCACCUCUCCGACUCCGAUUUCCCCGCCUCAAACCCACUAUCCCUCGACCUCCUCCGCUCUCUCUCGCAAACGCUCCACCACGCUCUCUCCCUCGCCCAACACUGCCACUCCCCCAACCCCCCUCACGGCAAGCUCAAGACACAGAGCGACCUCCACUCCCUCCUCGACACCCUCAACCGCCACCUCCACGACUCCACCAUCCUCUCCCGCACCCAUAUCGACAACGCCGCCGCCCUCUCCACCAACCCCCGCGACUCUCUCAGAUCCCAAUCCAGGAACCUCAUCACCCGCCUCCAAAUCGGCUCACCGGACUCUCGAAACUCCGCCAUGGACUCCCUGCUUUCUCUUCUCCAUCAGGACGACAAGAACGUCGUCAUCGCCGUCGCGCAGGGCGUGGUCCCGGUACUCGUGCGCACACUCGAUCACUCCACCUCCUCUGAGUCCAAGGAAAAAGCCGUUGCCGCCAUCGCCAGAAUCUCAACCGUCGACACCAGCAAGCCCGUCCUCGCUGCCGAGGGCUUGCUUCUCCUCAACCAUCUCCUCCGGGUACUCGAUUCCGGAAGCGGGUUCGCGAAGGAGAAAGCCUGCAUAGCGCUUCAGGCGCUGAGUUACUCGAAGGAGAACGCCAGGGCCAUAGGCUCACGCGGCGGAAUCUCGUCGCUCUUGGAGAUCUGCCAAGCUGGCACCCCCGGUUCUCAAGCCUCCGCCGCCGGCGUUCUCAGGAAUUUAUCGCGCUUCGCCGAGAUCAAGGAGAAUCUCGUAGAAGAAAACGCUGUUUUCGUCCUCUUGGGUCUCGCUUCUUCCGGAACUGCGUUGGCGCAAGAGAAUGCCAUCGCCUGCCUCUGUGGUUUAGUCUCUGAGGACCAAAGCUUGAAGCUUUCGGUGGUUAGGGAAGGUGCGCUGGAGAGCUUGAAGAAUUUCUGGGAGUCGGGUCGGAGCCCCGAUGUAGCAAUUGAAUUUCUGGGUCAGCUGGCUUCGUGUUCGCGCGUGGCGGACGUUGUUGUCUCCGAUGGGUUUGUUGUGCCGCGUGUGGUGGCUGCAUUGGGGUCCGGAGUUAUGGCGGUUAGAGUUGCGGCAGGUAAAGCCGUAUAUGCUAUGUGUUUGGAGAGCGCAAGAGCGAGGAAGGAGUUGGGUGAGUGCGGCGGCGUUAGCCCUCUGAUAAAGAUGCUGGUGGAUGGGAAGAGCACGGAGGAGAAGGAGGCGGGUGCGAAAGCAUUGUCGGUGAUGCUGAUGCAUGCAGGGAAUCGGAGAGUGUUUCGGAAGGACGAGAGAGGGAUAGUGAGUGCGGUUCAGUUGUUGAACCCUUCGGUGGUGGGUUUGGAUAAGAGGUACCCGGUGUCGUUGCUGGAGUCGCUGGUUCAUUCCAAGAAGUGUAAGAAGCAGAUGGUUGCUGCUGGUGCUUGUGUUUACACUCAGAAGCUUGUGGACAUGGAUGUCCCUGGUUCCAAGAAGCUCUUGGAAAGCCUUGGUCGUGCCAAGAUUUGGGGUGUUUUUGCUAGACCCUAAAACGUUAACCUACUCAUCAAUCCAGCAGUUACACACAGACAAACACUCACUAUAGGAUUAUAAUAAGGCAGGCCUUGAUUCAUUCAUCUCUCUCCCUCUCUCUAUGUAUCAUAGUUUUUGUUCAGUUCUUCUUUCUUCUUUAUCUAAUUUAUUUUGCCUUUUUGCCUUUAGUUUUUUCAAGUGUGUAUAUCUGGUGUGUAUCUAAGUUAAUUUUGUGAUAUGUUAGUAAUUGUGUUCAUAAGGCUCAUGAUCUAACUGAGUUGAGUUCAUGUUCUUCAAUCUUCAUCUCAUGUUUGUAUUUAUUCUGAUCUUUUAUGAGUAGCUAGCUAUUUGUUUGUUUC